GGUAUAAUGUUCCGGUUGCCAAUGCCAUGGUUGGUAGUAACGUCAGGCCAGCAACAUUCGGACAAUUUCCUUACAUCGUAUCACUUAUGAAUUUGAAGACUUUCGGUUCUGUACCUCUAUAUAUGCAUUUCUGCACUGCAGCACUUAUCUCGAAAUGUCAUGUUAUAAGCUCCGCACAGUGUACCGAAAAGAUAAUAAAAAACGAAACUAAGAUUCAUGCUGGAUCGCUUACAUUAACUAACGGCAGGAAAUAUGAUAUUGCAUGGUGGAUAAAUUAUAAUGAUUGGUGUCAAUACAAGUCGAGAUCGCCCCAGUUUGAAAUAAAUGAUAUAGGUAUUAUAAAGAUUGAUAGUAUGAUUAAUGAUAUUAGACCAGGAAUCUUUUUACUUUCAAAUAAUCGAGAUUUAUACGGGAAAAAUGCAGUUAUAGCGGGAUGGGGUAAAAAUUCCAAUGGAAACAUAUCUAAUUCGAUGAUGUCAGCUAUUUUGGAAUUCAUAUCAAACGAAACAUGUGAAUUGAAAAUUAAAUAUGAUAUUGGAAAAGUAAUUCAUAUUCACGAGAGAUACUUAUGUACUUCUGCAUAUUAUUAUAUAUUAAUACAAGAAGGUGAUUACGGUGGACCAGUUCUCUCUGACGACAUGAUUAUUGGUAUAAAUAAAGAAACCAAUUCAUUAUCGGAUAUACCUAUACAGCGACGACAAAUCAACAUUCAUACAGGAAUUACUUACUACUUGGACUUUAUUACUGAAACUACAAGAUAUAAUUUCCAAUGGCAAUGAUAAAGAACCACAACAAUAUCAAGAUUACAAGUGGAUUAGUUGAAUUAAUUAUAUAUACU
Ceratosolen solmsi marchali is the source of this 838-nucleotide messenger RNA. Its product is annotated as trypsin epsilon-like. The coding region runs from base 27 to 779 and encodes 250 amino acids. Gene Ontology annotation, molecular function: serine-type endopeptidase activity. Lineage: Eukaryota; Metazoa; Arthropoda; Insecta; Hymenoptera; Agaonidae. The record is from RefSeq and is a predicted model, not a curated record. Gene Ontology annotation, biological process: proteolysis. The transcript is spliced from 3 exons.